Molecule: messenger RNA, 3177 nt
Organism: Penicillium cosmopolitanum
Lineage: Eukaryota; Fungi; Ascomycota; Eurotiomycetes; Eurotiales; Aspergillaceae
Exons: 7
Coding region: 1-3177 (1058 amino acids)
Biological process (GO): secondary metabolite biosynthetic process; fatty acid biosynthetic process
Molecular function (GO): fatty acid synthase activity
Source: RefSeq, a predicted model, not a curated record
AUGAAACGGUCGAGUCAGAGGCUUAUUGGCUCAAGGACUCGUGAAAGCAGUGACAAUGAGCUAUCGUGGACGAGCUUCCUCAACUUGGAAGAUGAUACAUGGCUCUAUGAUCAACUACUAUUCGGCAGGAAGACGUUUCCAGUUUCUGGAUACGUAGCAAUAGCCGGUGAAUGUGUGCGACAGCUGUCAGAAUCAAAUUUGGAGACUUUUACUGUGAAGGAUCUCUCCAUUAGCUCUGCUCUGGUUUUCAAUUCAGAUGACAAGCUUGAAAUUCACACGAAACUGCGACCACAGAGCCCGAAUGAGGAAAAUAGCCAGUGGUACGAGAUCGAGAUUGCUUCCCACAAUGGAGGCCUAUCGAUCGGGCUGUGCACCUGUCUAAUAGCACGGGAAGCUGUUCUUGACACGGAAAUUCUGCAAAAUCUUACUCUGAGUGAAGAUUCCCACAUGUCAGUCAGUUCCGACUACUGGUAUGAUAUGAUCGCAGAUCGUGGCAUCGAGUAUAGCGCCUCACAGCGAGGCCUCAGUGAUAUCUCGGUAGACUUCACAGAGAAGAAAGCGAGUGCCACGAUUAUGCCAAUGCUCGACACCACGGGCUAUGUCGUUCAUCCAGUCUUCAUCGAUCACUGUUUGCAAAUCUCGAUGCUCGCAGCUUGCAGAGGCCAAGGUCGGCUCUUGGCCGAUCUGUCUGUUAUAACAUCGAUCCAGCACCUUUUCGUUUCCAAAGAAGCGUGGGGCAAGCUUAAAGUCAACGGAGUUGUGAAUUCGGGUCAGUUUCAGGAUUCGACGUGCAACAUUUCCGCUGUAAAUGAAAGUGGUCUUCCAAUCCUGAGCGGACAGUGCAAAAUCACCCCAAUCCACGACCUGGAAGGACAAUCAGACAGGAAACUGUUUUCUUUCAUUAAUUGGGACACUGAUUCAACCUACCACAACUUGAAUCAAUAUUUGUCAUCCUUUGAGUCUGAUCUAGAUCCAAGCUUCGCCCUCGAGCGCUUAGCUCUACUCUAUGCUCUGCGGUCAGAGGAUAUCGGCGCACAAAGCCAAACAUACUCGAAAAGGAUUCUGAAGAGGAUUGGCACCAGGAGAAAGGGAAGAUUUGGUCUAGUGCCCGAUGUAUCUCCUUUUGUCGUGUGCGGGCCCAGCAGCCGUACAAACCUUAUCAAAUUGCUCAAGGCUCAGAUAACUUAUAAGAACCCCAAGCUAAAAGUUCUCGAAUUCGGAAGUGGCACUAAAGACACCACAAAUCGAGUGCUGAAGGCUCUUCGAACUCAAUUUGAUGAGCCAUUGUAUUCUUCCUACCUGUCCGCUUCGACGUCACUGGAUGCUACGACCAAUGGAAAGGAGAGCCUGAGGGAACACGGCAGUGUUCAGUCGCUCUUUUUCAACUCCGAGAAAAGUAUCGAAGAGCAAGGAUUGAAGGCGGGAACUUAUGAUCUCGUAAUCAUUACAAAUUUUUCGGCAUUGGCGAGCAAUGCAACAAUUGGUGCACAAACCCUCAAACAGCUUAUUCAUCCUCAGGGACAGAUAGUACUUUUUGAGUUCGUUCCAGAGCCUGAAUGGUUAUUGGUACUGAGGGAUUACUUGACCACAGAGCCUUCAAAUGCACCAACUGGAUCUGAGACCAAGUCUUCGUUUGAAGAUGUGUAUACGGCACUGACAGAGAAUGAUUUCGUAUUUGACGAUCAAGAUAACAAAUCGACCUCAGCCCCGAAAGUUUUUGCGAGGCUGAAACAACGUGAGCCCGUAACUUCAUCGGAAAUUACGGUCGUCGGUCCGGCGUAUCAUCUUCCUCUCAUUCGCGAAGUUGAGAAAACCUUCGGGGACUAUCACAUAAAGUGCUUGAAAAAGACGAUAAAUGACGACAUACCACCUAGCAGGGAUAUAAUUGUAUUUGUCGACUUCGACGAGCCAUAUCUUUACAACAUCACGGAGGCUGAACUGUCUAAAUUUGUUAGGCUUGUCUCAGGCAUGAAAGGAAAAAUGCUAUGGGUUACUCCAAGUGCCCAGAUUCAUUGCAACAAUCCUAACUCAUCAAUGAUACUCGGACUGAUGAGAACAGUCAGAUCUGAAUUCAACAAGGACAUUACUACGGUGGAACUGGAUCCGAAGCGCACGAUGAAUGCCAGCUUGAGCAAAUCGCUCCUCAAAUUAUACAAAGGCCUCAGUCGUCGCACCAAGUCGAAAGACCUCGAACAUGACUACGAAUACGCGAUUGUUGAUGGACAGAUCAAAAUACCGAGGCUCCAAUGGACAACAGCUGAAGCAGAGUAUGCUCAUCUUGCCGCCCACCCUGCUGAACACGAUGUUGGCUCUCAAAACUUCAGCCCUAUGACUGCUAUGUCGGGGGAUUGGGGGGGACUCGGCCGGAUGAUCUCGACAUGGAUGGUAGAGAAUGGAGCUCGAAACAUCAUUUUCCUCUCUCGCUCUGCGAAGGAAGGACCCGAGACCACGCCUUUUUUUGACUUACUUCGAGCUCAAGGAUGUACGGUCACACCGUUUGUGGGUAGUGUCACAAAUAUGCCAGAUGUAGAAAAAGCCAUUAAACAAGCGACGACUCCAAUCGCUGGCGUCAUUCAGAUGUCGGCUGUCAUGCGGGACAACUUAAUGUCACAGAUGACAUUCGACGAGUGGCAAACGAGUGUACAGCCGAAGGUUCAAGGCACUUGGAACCUCCAUCACGCUACCCAUUCUGCUGAUCUAGACUUUUUCUUGCUUUUCUCUUCAAUCUGCGGCACUACAGGUCAAUGGGGACAGGGAAAUUACAACGCGGCGAACUCGUUCUUAGACGCAUUUGUCAAUUAUCGUCAUGGCCAGAAUCUUACGGCCUCGGUAAUUGACAUUGGUUUCAUGGGAAGCAUUGGUAUGGCGGUGAAAAGCGACGCUCUCGUGAAGAAUUUGAAGAGGAGUGGUUAUUACUUUCUCGAUGAGAGACACCUCAUCGAUGCUUUGACUAUAUCACUCGCACAUUCACGUCCUGGAGGCGAUCAAUUUAUGCACCGAAGUCAGCUUGGUCUUGGCAUAAGGUCGACGAAGUCCAUGGCCACUCCUACAUGUCGGGUUGCUUGGAAGAAAGAUUCUCGGAUGGCUAUAUCGCAUCACUUUAAGCCUAUUGGUGGAAUUGAAGAUCAGGAAGUGAAGAAUCUUCUGCAUCGUGCUUAUGGCACCAAGAAAGACUGA